AUGUCAACUAAGCUCACGUUGCAAUCUGCGUACCCUUUGUUGGGCGAGUCGGGCGUCGAGAUGCCCGUUCUGGGUUUUGGUGUGUACAAGAGCCCAGCCGAGGUGACGGAACGAUCGGUGACAACGGCGCUCAAGUCUGGAUAUCGUCACAUCGACAGCGCCCAGUACUAUGAAAACGAAAAGCAAGUUGGAAAUGCUGUGCGAGCUUGGUGCCUCGAAACGCACUCUUCUCGACGAGACGUGUUCGUCACCACCAAGAUCAUCGCACCAGGCAAGACCAAGGAGGACACGCUCGAGUCGCUCCGUGAGUCGGUUUCAAAAAUCAAUCUGGAUGGCUACGUGGACUGCUUCCUCAUCCACACCCCCACAUCCGGCCCUGAGGGGCGCAAACACCUCUGGGAAGCACUCAAGGAGCUCCAGUCGGAAGGCAAAGUCAUCACCAUUGGUGUUAGCAACUACGGAGUCAAGCAUCUCCAAGAACUCGUCGACCGCCAACAAACGCCAGCGGUCAACCAGAUCGAGAUUCACCCUUGGUGUCAGCAGCGACCCAUUGUCGAGUUUUGCAAGAGGCACAAGAUCGUACUGCAGGCAUAUUGCCCGAUCGUACGAGCUCAACACGCCAAUGACGCCGACGUGCUCGAGAUUGCUGCUAAACACAAGGUGGACUGGUCGCAGGUGCUGUUGCGCUGGUCGUUGCAAAAGGGCUUCGUGCCGCUGCCCAAGUCAGACACGCCGUCGCGCAUUGCGUCCAACGCCGACAUCUUUGGGUUCGAGCUGGAUGAGGAUGAUAUGAAGAAGCUAGAUGCGAAGGAUCAGGGCGCUAAAGGUGCCGUUGCGCCCAACCCUGUUGACUGCGAGUGA
Messenger RNA from Mycosarcoma maydis (corn smut), 861 nucleotides. RefSeq lists its product as uncharacterized. Lineage: Eukaryota; Fungi; Basidiomycota; Ustilaginomycetes; Ustilaginales. Bases 1 to 861 code for a protein of 286 amino acids. The record is from RefSeq and is a predicted model, not a curated record. Gene Ontology annotation, molecular function: oxidoreductase activity. The transcript has a single exon.